AUGAGUUCAAAACGAAAGUGUUUGUCAAUUUCGGACAAGAAAAAAAUUAUUGAAGAAAUCGAGAGUGGUAAAAAGAAAAAACAAGUCGCAGAUAGUUUUAAUAUUCCUUUUUCGUCACUUUCUACAAUUUUGAAACAGAAAGAAGCAAUUCUUAAUACAACUGACGCACAAAGUAGCCGGAAAAAGAGACGACUAAGUGAGUUUCCCCGUAUAGAACAAUGUUUAUUCACUUGGUUCAAUCAAGUUAGGCAGCAAAAUAUUCCCGUGAGUGGUAUUUUAAUCAAAGAAAAAGCUAAAAGUUAUGCUGAAAUGUUUGGAAUCUCUGAUUUUAAUGCUAGUGACGGUUGGUUAUCUAAUUUUAAAAAGCGACAUAACUUGGUGUUCAAAAAAAAUUGUGGAGAAAGUGCAAGUGUCGAUGAAGAUAUCUGUAACGACUGGCAGAUGAAACUUCAAGACUUAUUAUGUGAGUACGAUCCGAAAAAUGUGUUCAAUGCUGACGAGGCAGGACUGUUUUGUAAAUGUUUACCUGACCGAACACUAACGUUUAAAAAUGAAAAGUGCCAUGGAGGGAAACUUAGUAAGGAGCGAGUCACUUUACUUUUUGCGGUAAAUAUGGAUGGAUCGGAGAAGUUAAGGCCUUUAUUUAUAGGCAAGUCCGCUAAACAUAGGUGCUUUAAAAAUGUCAAAUCUUUGCCGCUGACGUAUAAAAACAACAAAAAAUCGUGGAUGACAACCAAACUGUGGAACGAAUAG
Molecule: messenger RNA, 753 nt
Organism: Acyrthosiphon pisum (pea aphid)
Lineage: Eukaryota; Metazoa; Arthropoda; Insecta; Hemiptera; Aphididae
Product: tigger transposable element-derived protein 4-like
Exons: 1
Coding region: 1-753 (250 amino acids)
Cellular component (GO): nucleus
Molecular function (GO): DNA binding
Source: RefSeq, a predicted model, not a curated record